Messenger RNA from Fundulus heteroclitus (mummichog), 8013 nucleotides. It is a transcript of the gene map1aa, whose product is annotated as microtubule-associated protein 1Aa. Gene Ontology annotation, biological process: axonogenesis; microtubule cytoskeleton organization; regulation of microtubule depolymerization. Gene Ontology annotation, molecular function: actin binding; microtubule binding. The record is from RefSeq and is a predicted model, not a curated record. Gene Ontology annotation, cellular component: cytosol; dendrite; microtubule. Bases 16 to 7704 code for a protein of 2562 amino acids. The transcript has 7 exons. NCBI's taxonomy places the organism in Eukaryota, Metazoa, Chordata, Actinopteri, Cyprinodontiformes, Fundulidae.
UCAUCCUCUGCCGUCAUGGCGCGCGCUCCGGAUGCAGUUGUCAUGGAGACGGAGGAGAGCCCAGCGUCCGCCGGCGGCUCCGUGGAGCCGGAGGAGAGCGCUCGGCACGGAAACUAUCGGAUGCUGAUUGUGAUCGGAGAGAUUUCCACAGAGCAUCACCUGGAAGUUGCCCGGCAACAGAUCACGCAAGGUUUGCUCUCCUGGAACGUCGAUCUGUCCGUCUGCGACCUGAACAAGGAGCUGCAGCUGUUCAGGACCAGACACACCGCCCAGUUUUCUCCCCAAGUCCAAGGUCAGAGAAAUCUGAGGUACCAGAGCGACGUCCUGCAGACGGUGGUGUUGGUGAACCCGGCAGAGGAGGCAGUUUCUGCAGAGACCACUUCUCUGAUCGCUGACGCUGCUGCUAACAAGUUGCUCAUUCUGAGCGGCCAGAGCUCCGACCAGGGAGGAGACGUUCUCCUGCAAAGUGGAGCCUUUACCUGGCAGCAUUUUUCUGAUAUCAUCUCUAACCCUCAAGUCCUUGACGUCCUGUCCGAGGCCUUCCCUGAGCUGCCGUCGAGGCUUACUGUUUCCUGUCAGGGAGACGGCGGCUGGAGCUCCCUGGGCCACAGCCAGGAGCAGCAGCCACUCCACAGUGUUCUUGAAUAUCGCUUAAACCCCGAGCCCCAUCUCCCCAACAUGGACGGAGUCACAGAGUUCACAGAGUACGUCUCGGAGACGGUGGAUGUACCGUCGCCGUUUGAGCUUCUGGAGCCGCCCACCUCUGGCGGGUUCCUGAAGCUGUCCAAACCCUGCUGCUACAUAUUUCCCGGAGGCAGGGGAGACUCUGCUCUGUUCGCCGUUAAUGGAUUCAACAUUCUGGUGGACGGAGGGUCAGAGAGGAAGUCCUGCUUCUGGAAGCUGGUUCGCCACCUAGACCGGAUCGAUUCUGUCCUGCUCACCCACAUCGGUGCCGACAACCUGCCUGGAAUAAACGGGUUGUUCCAGAGAAAGAUCGCAGAGAGGGAGGAAGAGAAGAACCAGGGGUCUGGAUCCAGCAGCAAUGGUGACUGGAUGAAGAAUCUGAUCUCCCCUGAGCUUGGCAUUGUGUUUUUCAAUGUGCCAGAGAAGCUCAGGAUGCCGGAGUCUACCCUGAAGGUAAAGCGGAGCAUUGAGGAGGCAUCUCUGACACUGCAGUACCUCAACAAGCUUGGCAUUACGCCUGAACCUCUUCACAGGGCGGUCAGCAACACCAUCGAACCGAUAACACUGUUCCACAAACUCGGCGUGGGAAAGCUGGACAUGUAUGUUUUAAACCCCGUGAAGGAGAGCAAAGAGAUGCAGUUUCUGUUGCAGAAAUGGGCGGGGAAUAGUAAGGCCAAGACAGGAAUCCUGAUGCCAAACGGAAAGGAAGGAGAAAUAUCCGUGCCCUAUUUAACGUCGGUCACUGCUCUAAUCGUUUGGAUCCCACAUCGACCCACAGAAAAGAUAGUCCGCGUUCUGUUCCCUGGAAAUGCGCCGCAAAAUAAAAUCUUCGAGGGGCUUGAAAAACUGAAACACCUGGACUUCCUUCGAUACCCUGUGGCCACUCAGAAAGAGAUAUCCUCUGGCGCGCCUCCUCCGAUCAUCAAGCAAACUAAAAUACGGUCCAGAACAGACAGCAAGGAGAGUCUCAAAUCUUCGCCCAAACCCCAUGCAAAGAAAGAAGCCUCUAAGAAAGAGGCCAGCGGGCAGGAGGAUGAGUCAAGAAGUGAUGCCGCUAAAGAAAAUAAAGUUGAAAAGAAAGAAGAGAAGAAGCCCAAAAGCAACAGCUUAAAAGCCACCAAGCAGCAGAAAAACAGCGAAGUGGCCCCUGGAGCCGAGAAGUCGGCAAAAAAGAAAAUUUCCAAGGAAAAAUCUUCAAAGCCAGAGAAAGCGUCUAAGAUGGACGAAAAGAAAGACAAAGAGAAAAAAGAAACCAAGAAAGAAAAGGUGAAGAAAGACGAGAAUAUAAGGAAGGAAGAGAAAAAGGAGAAGAAGGCAAAGGAGGACAAGAAGAAGGACCCGGGCAAACCGGAGCUGAGAAAAAUCACCAAACCUGACUUGAAGCCACUCACCCCUGAAGUGAGAAAGACUCUGCACAAGGCCAAGAGUCAGGCGAAGCCCAAAGCUGACAAAAAUAAGGCCGUUAAGGAGGAAGCAAACGAGAAAAAGCCAGCGCCAAAGAACAUCCCUGAAGAGGUUGCAGCAGCAGCUCUGGCUGACAGGUCCAUCGUGUCCUCACCUGAAGACCUCACCGAGGACUUUGAGGCUCUAAAACAAGAGGAGAUGUCCGGACAGAAGACUGGGUCUAUCCAGAAUGAUGUGACCCCUGAGCCUCUGGUGCACGUAGACACUAAAGUUUCUCCUCAAGCUAUGCCCGAUGAAAAGUUAGCAUCCGCAGCCACUGAGAUGAAGCCUGUUGGAUCUAAAACCCCCGACAUCCAAGAGGACAACAAAGACAAACAGACAGUUGUCGCUGCUCAACAAAAAGAAGUGAGUCAUGGCUUUGACAAAAAGUACGAGGAGGAGAAAAUGGAGAAAUAUGACUUUUUUAAAGAGAGUGUGACUGACAGAUCAAAGAAAAGCGAGAGCUCAGAGGAGGAGGGUGACGUGAUUGAAAAAGCCGAACUGGAAGGAACAGAAGACGAUGAAGUGUUGAAAUGUAAAACGGAGGAGGGGAAAAAGGAGCGGGACGCCAAACCAGCCGAGCAACAAGCUACGACGGCCACUGCGCCUCUAGUGGCCUCCGCCUCCGAGCAGUUCUCCUUCAUCCAAGAUGAGACCAUCCCUGGUUACUCAGAGACGGAGCAGACCAUUUCCGAUGAGGAGAUUCACGAGGAAACCGAAGACAAGAUUCCACAGCUGCGCUAUGAUGUGGGCUCCUAUGACAUCUCCGUCCCAGAUGUCCCUGGUACAUUCGAAUCCAUGCACGGGAUCAAAGAGAUGAAGACCUCUGUGGUUUCUGAUGUUCCAGAUGUCAAACCUAAAGCUUUUGUGGGGAGUCAGGAGCCUGAGCUCGCGCCUUAUCCUGCCAUCAUUGCAGCUCCGCUUGCAGAAGAGGAGCAUAUCUCUUCUGCAACAUCCAUCACAGACUACGACAGACUCUCGUCUUUUGCCACGUCGGUGGCCGAGGACCAGUCAAUCACCUCGGUGACGGCACCUCAGACCGAAGACGUUGGGAGGAAUUCCCUCCUGCUGGACACCGUCAACAGCACCCCAUCGCGUGCAGAGGCUGCCCAAGGAAAAGACUAUCUCCACUCAGCAGGAACCAUAUCUCCCACCUCCUCUCUGGAGGACGACAAGUGUUUUAAAUCUCCGUCCUCUGACGAGUACCAGCCCAACAUUCCAGAGAUAGAGAAGGAUGCAAAGACCAAAACGGUCCACGAAGAAGAAGAUGAGGAGGAGGAUGACGAUGAAGACCAAACUCCUAAUGUUGAUAUCCCUCUGGGUAAACUUCAAGAGGGCUACGAACAAGCCUUUGCGCUCCAGGAGCAACAGAAAUCUCCCUCGACUGUCAUUCCCACGCAGGGUGUCAAGGACGACCAGACUCUCCUUAGUACAGAAACAUUUAAGACUGCUGCUGAGACAAAGCCCAUCUCACCCCCUCCAUCUUUCUCCCCUGGGCUAGAGUCUCGAUCCAGGCAGGACAGUGAAGAGAGAUGCUUUAGUCCUGAUGACAGCACCAUGAAGCUGGCCUCACCCACGCAGUCAGUGCCCACAAGCAGCGGUUACUCUCCAACUGAAGAGAAAGCCUUUAAGGCAGAAGAAAGAGAUGAAGGGCUGACCACCGCUAAAGCUGAGGUCCAGAUAACCGACCGAUCAGUCACCAUCUCAGACAAUACCUCCUUCAUUGGCUUGCCGGGUGACAAGACAGCGUUUGAAGCAUCCGAGGAAUCUGAUGAGGACAGCGAGGACGAUUAUUACAACAAGAAGGACCUAAAACCUGCUUUAAAAGCUAAACUCAUGGAAGCAAAGGAGGGUUGCUUUUUAGAUGAUGACUUGACGUUAGAAGGGAAAGCUACGAAGACAGAGUCGGACACUCAGAGUUCAGACAAGACACAGGUGUCCUUUAGUACAAUGGAGAAACCCAAACCAAAAGUGAUGUUUUCUGAUGAAGAAGAUGAAAAAGAUGACGAAUUUCAAAAAUCUAAAACCCCUAUAGAUGAAAAGGACAAAGUGGAGACAACAGAUAUUAACGUCAAGGAGCCAGAGAAAAGUGUCCAUUUCAGUCUUUAUGAGUAUCCAGAGAAAGAGAGCAGAGAGAGGGCAGUGUACACCAGACAGGACACACCAUAUGUUCACGGCAAAACCUUUUCUUACGGUGAUAUUUAUGACAGCAAAACAAGCUCAGAGGAGUCUGAUUUGUACCGAGAGGAGUCCCUAGAUAACGUAGAGCAAGAAGCUUCAAAGGGUGAAGCAGAUUUGCACAAGCAGGAGCCCUCGUCACCAGACACGGUAUCGGCCAAAGCGUUAGAAAAAGAAGAAAAAGAGCACUCCCCCUCUUCAUGGCUUGAGUCCAAGAGUACGCCAGCAACAUAUCAAUUUGAAAAAGAGGUUCAAGAAACGGAGAAGCUUGUUUAUAGCCAGACUAGUCGAUUCCCUUCAGUGGCUGACCGGCCUGAAGCCUCAACCACUUGUUUGUCAGAAAAGGAACCACCUCUCAGCACAAAGUCCCCGACUUUCUCCUCAGUCACACCCGACGUUCCUUCGGCUUCAGGUUACGGUGAAAAAGGAGCAUGUUUAGAGAUCGAUAUGCGAAAGCUAACGGCAAGAGACGAGGAAGACUAUGAUGACGAUGAAGUUAUCUGCGAUGACGAUGAAGAAGACGAAGAGAAUGAAGAGGAUGAAGAGGAUGAAGAUGGCAUUGAUUCUGACAGGGAGAAAGGUGCUAAAGACAAAUCUGAGAAAGAUGUAAUAAGUCCAGUAAGCCAAAUGCUGAGCUUAAACAGACCUGAGUUUAUGCUUUCUAUGGCGGGAUAUAGUUACAACAGUCAGGGAAAGCCAAGCAUCACAGAGACCAGCUCAAGUUCAGUCACCAAGGCUGAAGAUCAAGCCCAGGCGGACUCCUCCUGUGUCAGUGGAAAGCCAGUGGAUGUAGGGGCUGCCGGUUUAUCUAGUUACUCAUCAGGUGUUGAAUACUCGUACAGAAGAGAUGAAAAAGAGCCGUUUUUGUCAAGUCAGACUGGAGACAAAGAAAGUGAUUUCCCUUUGAAAUCAAGAGAGGACAGUUAUUACCAAAGCCAAAAAGAUGAUGCUGAAUUUGAAAAGCAGAAGACGCCAGACAUUCUUAGUAAGAGCUCAUUGGAAACAAGCUUUCAGUACACAACCACAGCUGCUGCCCCUGGCUACUCGUCCUCUUCGGCCUACAGCUACUCCUCCUCCACCUCAGGCUCCCUCUCUACCAGCCGACAGUUCGGAGAGGAACUGGAGACACCUGCGUCCGCUGAGCCCCUAUUCGAGUAUUCCUCAUUUAAAGACGAACAGUCGCUUGUCAUGGAUUCUCCCUUCUCCAGCUCAGCUGGAACCAAAGAUGACUACCUUGAAGUGUCUGAGAAGCAAGUCACUGUAACAACCACAGCGGAGUCCAGCUCCAGUUUAGCUCGCUUUUCACCCCUUAGUCCCUUUGAGGAGGUCAAAUCCUUCCCAGCAGUCUCAUCUGCCGCUACUGUUCCAGAGAAGAAGGAACAUGCAUCUCCAUUGGGUGGCGUUGCUGAUAAAGGGCCUCAGUCUGACUGUUUCUAUAAGCCUGAAUGGUCUGAAGAUACCAAGCUGGACACAGCUGCUGGGUUUGGAGCCUCUGCGGUUCCUUUUGCCGACUUCUCAAUGAAUAAAGAAGCAGCCAGUGCUGCUUUGUUUGGUGUCACUUCCUCUCCUCGGCCUGACAUUGAAGGCAAGCAUUACUUUGAGGAGACUGAUAGCAGCGAAGAGGAGGAUGAGGAGGCAUAUAUACGUGAACUGACUAAGAGGUCUCCUUCCAGCGGACCCACUGGUGGCCUCCCAUUUUGUGACAAGCCAGUUGCUCCGGCCUUCAGCGACAACACGAAUGACGCACUUCCAGAUGUGCUUGGCUCUUACAUGUCAACACCUCCCCAGACAAGCAAGCCAGACACAACAAACGGCCCAACAGAGGUAAGCGCUAGCAGCACAUUUCCUGCUGGGGUAACAACAGCUGAAGCACCUUCUGCCGCGGCCAGAGUGGAGUCCAAAGAGGGAGCGGCAGGUUACGUCCGGAGUUCCUAUGAGUGGGAAAUGCCCAAACCUCAAAGGGGAAUGGUGCCUGGAGACUCCCCUCCUCAUUACCGCCAUGAUGACGAGUUUGAGGAGGAAUGUGAGAUGGAGCCAGAGCACCCUCCUCGCCCGCUUUCACUUGCUUCAACCAAUCAGCCAUUCCACUCGCCAUUCUACGCAGAGGAGUGCAGUCGAGGUGAGCAGGAUGAUGAUGAUGAUGAUGACAGUGAUCAAGACUUACCUAUAGGAGCAACCUCCUCGUACACCAGCCGCAGCUCUCCUGGAUACUCGUCCUCUGAAUUCAGGCAGCGCAAAGAAGACCUGUCACCAUCCUUCAUCAACCCCUGCAUGAGGCGGCUUUCCAGUGAUGAGGAUGAUGAGGAGGAAGGUCGUAGGAGUGAUCAAUCACAGGAAGGGGAUGAACAUGACCUGUCGGUCAAGAAGAGGGCUCACAAACAACCCCAUGUUCACCAGUCCCACAGCAAGGACAGCGGCUCUCUGCACCAGGCUGGUGGUAUGUCCGCUGGACUGUGUCUGGCCACGGAGGACACCCCACCCACCUCCGUCAGCGAGUCCCUACCCUCUCAGUCAGAGUCCGAUCUGCAUCCUGGAACUGAAGAGUACCCCUCAGUUACCGGUGAAGGUAACAUGGACUCAGACGAGGAUGGAGAGUAUAUGCCGAUUGAUAAAUCUGCCACCGGGCGAAGUAGCCACCAUUCUGCUUCCAGGAGGAGCCAAGAUCCUCCUCCUGCACCGCUUCUGGACCCUUACCCUCAUCCUCCUCACCCAGAUGUCUGCAUGGUGGAUCCUGACUCUUUAACUAAUGGCUCUCUGAAGAAGGAACCAAAAGCAAAAAGCCUGAAGAAGUCUUCGAGCAAAACAAAAUCAGGCUCUCCAGCCAGGCGUAAGAGGUCCCCCAUGCCUGUCAAACAGACGGCAUCACCUCGAAGCGCCUCACUAAAGAAAAAGGACACAGACAAGAGCUCACGCAUGUCUCGUCUGUCAGAUGGACAAGGCUCCAAAGAAGAUGACGUCUCCAGAUCAAGCUAUAACCCCAGCAAAGGGCUGACAAACGGUGUCAAAACCAGCUCAGGUUCUCAGAAAUCCGGCUCUGCUGCCGCUCCCGGCCUUCCCAUUUACGUGGAUCUGGCCUACAUUCCCAACCACUGCAGUGCUAAGAACGUGGACCAAGAGUUUUUCAAACGCAUUCGCUCUGCAUACUACGUAGUGAGUGGAAACGACGCUUCAGGAGGCGAGCCUAGCCGAGCAGUCCUUGAUGCUUUGUUGGAUGCCAAAGCCCAGUGGGGAUCAAACCUACAGGUGACGCUGAUCCCCACCCAUGACUCCGAGGUGACCCGUGACUGGUACCAGCAGACCCACGAGAGGCAGCAGGAGCUCAACAUCAUGGUCCUGGCCUCCAGCAGCACUGUCGUCAUGCAGGACGAGUCCUUCCCAGCCUGCAAGAUCGAGUUUUAAGAUCGUCCAACCUCCCUGCUGUAGAUGGCUUCUAAUUAAUCUUUGCUGUUUCCUUUCUGUCUCUGCUCUGGCCAUUAGUGUGUAAAGCAGAGACGGGUGAGGGGAACUUUUUUGUGUUAUUGUUGAUUUCUAAGCUUGGACGUGGGCCACUACGGUACUUUUUAACUAGUCGUCAUCCUCCUCUGGAUUAAUAAUCAUCAUUAAAAUCUCUCCUGUGCCAGAGCCCUGAACUGCUUCACAUUUAGUCAUUUUACAACCACAAACUUCUUGUCUUAGAGGGACAGAUUUUUUUUUUGCCAAGUCUUCUUU